Messenger RNA from Sclerotinia sclerotiorum 1980 UF-70, 2298 nucleotides. RefSeq lists its product as hypothetical. NCBI's taxonomy places the organism in Eukaryota, Fungi, Ascomycota, Leotiomycetes, Helotiales, Sclerotiniaceae. The record is from RefSeq and is a predicted model, not a curated record. Bases 1 to 2298 code for a protein of 765 amino acids. Gene Ontology annotation, molecular function: nucleic acid binding. Gene Ontology annotation, biological process: galactose metabolic process. The transcript is spliced from 6 exons.
AUGGCUACCGCGCCAAUGACGACGGACCCCUCGAGGCUGUCAUUCGCAAAGGUUGCUGCCUCAGCUGGGAAGGACAAUGUAGCUCUCGCUUCUUUCGCAAAAAUUGCUGCCUCCUCAACUGCUGUGCGAGAUACGAAACAUGAGAAUACAGCUCCAACCGUACAUGAGAGUAAAAACACAGACAGGCCUAGUGCUACAAGCAAUGAUAUUGGCAUGACCACUCUCAAGGAAACGGUCGCGGCGACAAACGAUCAAACUUCAAAGAGCGGGACGGUUGCACAGAGCAAACCUGUGGUUGCUAAAAAGGAACCUGAUUUGGCGGAAACAGUCAAAGCGAUGCAUAUUCGUGAUAUUACACCAAGCCUUGUUGUCAAUGGUUCGGGGAUAGUACCUGCUACCCACAAGCGAGACUUGGGAGAAGGUUUUCCCGAUGACCCAUUUCAGAGAACAGAAUCCGGGUCCGAUCUGGGCACGAAGCCUCCAAGCUUAGAUGGAAAGAGCAUAACUUCAGGUACAACAUUUGCUUUGGAUGAGAAGGAGUCCUUACGUCCCGAUGAUAGCGCAAGCGUAAAAGCAGCUGAAGAUGAUGAUACAUUUUCGGGUCGCGGUUCCAUCGUUGCCGGCUCUAGGAUUGGGUCGGAAGCAGCUGCAAGAGCUUAUCGUGCUCAAUUUUACGAAGCCCCUGACCGACGUAGUAUCCAACUCAUGCAGGAGCGCCAAACCCAGGGCAUUGUUACUCCCCAAAGCGGAUCAUCUGGACAGCAAACCACAGAUGAUAAAUCUAAGCCGCUUGUAGGUCCAGCGGGGUCAACUGAGGCAUUUACGCUGUUCUAUCGACAGACUCCGGAUGAAAAACUUCUAGAGGCACUGGAAUCACCAAAGGAUCGCAUAUUUCUGCUUCGUCUUGAGCAAGAUGUUAUUGAGUUUGUGAAGGAUUCUAAGGAGCCCUUCAUUGAUCUGCCACCAUGCAACUCGUUCUGCAGAAUGCUAACUCACAAGCUGGCGGAUUACUACCACAUGACACAUCAAGUUGAUGCUGUAGUUGGAGCAGUUCGUAUCUUUAGAACGCCAUUCUGCAGAAUUCCGCCAUCUUUAACGAGCAUCUCCAACCCACCUACUACCGGGAAUACCCCUCCUCCUAACCUACCUGCCAUGAAGAUCAUGCGUAGAGGUGGUGAUGGUGAUACUGGACCCAGCCCUUCAAAAGCCACCUCCGAGACGGGAAGCGAAGCCAAAGAAAAAGCACAGUCCGCUAAAGAAAAGCUUUCCCGAGAAGAGCGAGAAGCCGUUUAUCUUGCAGCCCGGGAACGAAUCUUCGGCAAAGAAGAUAAAUCUGGCGACGCUACACCAGGCAAGUUUUCAAAGAUCUCUGUUAAGACGAGUCUGUCGUAUACCCCAUACUUUCCACAACAACAAACUCAGCCAGCUUGGAUCCCAACCCAAAACUACACCGCUAUGGGAGUUCAGCAAUACAAUGGUGCUAUACCAAACAAUUAUCAAAGCCAAAUGCAACCUCAAUUUGUUCCACCUCCGCAGCCAUUUAAUCCUGCAAUGAUGAACAACGGGAAUAUGCAAUCAUACAAUAAUAUGCCACCACCACAAUUUCCUCCGCAAAACCAGCCACGUUAUCAACCUCAUAGUGCUCCAAUAACGACAUACGGUACACCUGCACAGUCUCCACAACCUCCGCAGCAAUGGAUUCCACAAAAUCAAUACCCUAGUGCCCCGUAUCAAUCACGAGGACCUGUUACAGGAGGACCACCCAACACUAUCCCUUACGCUUUUGGACAAUUGCCUAGCACAGCGAACCCAGCCGAUCCUAAAAGCCAGCACCCGAUACCUGGAAGUUUCAUAAACAGGCACGCGUUCAAUCCAAAGACUCAGUCGUUUGUCCCGGGCAAUCAGGGUCUUCCGAUUCCGCAGCCCAUGUCUCAUCAUGGAUCUCCUCACCACGGCUCUCCACACCAUGGAUCUCCACAUCUAGGAUCUCCACAUCUAUCUUACAGCAACUUCUCUCCUCCUCAACAACAGUAUGGGGCUGGAAUGGGAUAUAGCAUGGCGAGACAAGGAUCCAACAACUCCUUGCCUUCGUAUCAUGCAUCUCCACACAUGGCACAUAGGCCAAUGAUGCAUCAGAAUAUGCCGCAGGGUCAUCCUCAAGGCUUACCACAAGCUAUGCCUCAUGGUAUGCCACAAGGAAUGCCACAGGGUCCAGUGCUCAAUGGCCAAGUUGGAAGUCACCUCCCAAAUUUUGGCAACCCGGCAACUUUACCUCCAAAGCCUCCGACUGGCGUUUAG